AUGUAUAAAAAUUUAAAAGUUAAAAUUGUUAAAUUUAUAGAUAAAACAAAACAAAAUUAUCGUAAUAAAGAAUUACAAUUUUUGAGACGAAAUCAUCAACGUUCAACAAAUGAAUUACAUAAAAAACUUGAAACUUAUAAACCACUAGCAACAUUAUAUGAAAAUGAUGGUAUAGAAGAAGUUUCAAAAAAUAAUCUUAAUAAAGAAAAUAAAAAAAUUCAUUUUAUAAAUGAUAAAUCAGAAGAUAAAGAUAAUUUAUUAGAUAAAUAUAAAAAAAAAGCUAAAUUUCAGAAAGUUUUUAAUAAUAUAUUUGGGACAACUGUAGUUUGUGAUUUUAUUGCAACAGAUAUAACUUUCUAG
Molecule: messenger RNA, 360 nt
Organism: Strongyloides ratti
Lineage: Eukaryota; Metazoa; Nematoda; Chromadorea; Rhabditida; Strongyloididae
Exons: 2
Coding region: 1-360 (119 amino acids)
Source: RefSeq, a predicted model, not a curated record